Naumovozyma dairenensis CBS 421 is the source of this 1128-nucleotide messenger RNA. RefSeq names its product Rim2p (gene RIM2). Gene Ontology annotation, cellular component: mitochondrion. Lineage: Eukaryota; Fungi; Ascomycota; Saccharomycetes; Saccharomycetales; Saccharomycetaceae. Gene Ontology annotation, biological process: pyrimidine nucleotide import into mitochondrion. The transcript has a single exon. The record is from RefSeq and is a predicted model, not a curated record. The coding region runs from base 1 to 1128 and encodes 375 amino acids. Gene Ontology annotation, molecular function: pyrimidine nucleotide transmembrane transporter activity.
AUGACGAAGAAGAAACCGUCGUUAGAAGAUCUACAGGAAGAGGCUAUUGAGUCCAUACCGUAUUUAGGAAGUGACGAGAAGGCAUCUACUCAAAGAUAUGCUCAGCAAUUGCCAAGGGAAAAAGAUGAAGAAACUGUAGAAAAUCAUCCCAAUGUGAAACCAUGGGUUCAUUUCGUAGCAGGUGGUAUCGGUGGUAUGGCUGGUGCAGUCGUCACUUGUCCAUUCGAUUUAGUUAAGACAAGACUUCAAAGUGACAUUUAUCAAUCAAUUUAUAAAUCUAAAGUUAAAUCUGCUACGACGAUGACAUCAAAUUCUAAGAUACUGAACUCAAUUAUUCAAGGUGGGACUCAUUUCAAAGAAACUUUUGGUAUUCUGGGAAAUGUUUAUAAACGUGAAGGGUUUCGAAGUUUGUUCAAAGGUCUGGGACCAAAUCUGGUUGGUGUUAUCCCAGCAAGAAGUAUUAAUUUCUUCACGUAUGGGACUACGAAAGAAAUAUAUUCAAAGGCAUUUAAUAAUGGUCAGGAGGCGCCUUUUAUACAUCUUAUGGCGGCAGCAACCGCUGGCUGGGCCACGUCCACUGCAACUAACCCGAUAUGGUUAAUUAAAACAAGAGUUCAAUUAGAUAAAGCUGGAACCACUAAGAAAUACAAAAAUUCUUGGGAUUGUCUGAAAAGUGUCGUUAGAACCGAAGGUAUUUAUGGCCUAUAUAAAGGGUUGAGUGCAUCAUAUUUAGGUUCUGUCGAAGGUAUUUUACAAUGGUUACUAUAUGAACAAAUGAAACACGUAAUCAAGAGGCGUUCCAUGAGGAAGUUCGGUCAUGAGGGAAAUAAGACUACUGCGGAUAAAAUCAAAGAAUGGUGUCAGAGAUCCGGUAGUGCGGGUUUAGCAAAAUUCGUUGCAAGUAUAGUCACUUAUCCUCACGAAGUUGUAAGAACAAGACUGAGGCAAAUGCCCAAGGAGAAUGGGAAAUUGAAAUAUACAGGUUUGCUUCAAAGUUUCCAGGUUAUUAUGAAAGAAGAAGGUUUGGCAUCAAUGUAUAGCGGUCUAACGCCACAUUUAAUGAGAACAGUGCCAAAUAGUAUAAUCAUGUUUGGAACUUGGGAACUAAUGAUAAGACUUCUCUCAUAA